Messenger RNA from Penicillium olsonii, 1311 nucleotides. The record is from the annotation of a GenBank genome assembly. Lineage: Eukaryota; Fungi; Ascomycota; Eurotiomycetes; Eurotiales; Aspergillaceae.
AUGGAUGGCGAUCGCAUUCACUGCUAUGCCUGUGACGCCGUGUCGCCCAAGGGCGAUGACUUAUUAUGUCCCAUCUGUCAUUCCGACUUCACAGAGAUUGUUGAGAUCCCACCAGAGACUCCGGAACCUCAGCGAUCACGCUCCCAAGAAUCAGUAAGCCCAAACCCGUGGGGAGACAACAGUCCAUGGGAAGAGGAAGACAAUCGACCGGCAGGGUUCCUUGGGGGCUCCCCUCACUACAACGCCUUCCGCACAUAUCGAUCUCCCGACGGCCGGUUCCAAUUCAGCAGUGCAACAUUUAACCCACGUUCGAAUGAUCAGCAGCGCGCUAUGCCUGAUCCUGUUGGGUCGAUGCUAAUACAUAACAUCAGUUCAAUCUUGGAAACCCUCGCGGAGCCUCACGAGCGACGGCCAGGUGGAGUGCGGGGAAUGGGAGAGAACCCUUUCCUAUCCUCGACUGAUCCUGACUGGCUUCAUGAUGACCACUUGACCGGUCACCAUCCGGGAAACAUGUCACCCCGCAGGGGUGAUUUCCCUCCAGGCAUUAAUCACCCCAUGCACAUGCACAAGUACGUAACGGAUCCAUUGUACCCUUGGGCAAGCAACUUAACGUCUUCUAGCAUCAUGAACGCUGCACAGGCAGAGAUGGGAGGCAUGCAUAACCCGGGCGGGCCUACCAGUCCAUUUUCAUUGCUAUCGGCCCUUCUCAACAUGCCAUUUCCCCGGAGUGGGGAUGCUGCUUAUUCUCAGCAAGAAUUCGACCGCCUCGUAACCCAACUCAUGGAGAACCAUGGGGGUCCUGGCACUGCAGCACCGCCUGCGCCUCAAUCCGCGAUUCUAGCUUUGCCGCAAAAGCCGGUGGAUAAAGACAUGAUUGGGGCUGAAGGUAAUGCCGAAUGUUCGAUCUGUAUGGAGAGCGUUACACUCGGGACGAAAGUCGCCGUCCUGCCUUGUACUCAUUGGUUCCAUUUUGAAUGCAUCGAAGCAUGGCUGAAACAGCACGAUACCUGCCCUCACUGUCGACGCAGUGUCAGUGCAAACACCGGAGGCGGAGAUGGUACAUGUGAGAACCCAGUCGUGAUUCAAGAUAGCCCUGAGUCAUCCCGUCGUCGCCGCAGUUCUACCAAUGCCACACGUAGCGGUCGAGCGUCUUUUUCUUCUAUACAAAACCGCCUUUCACCCCGCAUGUCACCCCGCCGUUCUCCAGAGCCCGAGGCCAGAGAGACGAAUACUCGCCGAGCCAGUCGAGGUGAGGGCAGUGGGUCUAUCAGCAGCUGGCUCAGCAACCGAUUUGGCAGUAACAGCGCUUGA